Molecule: messenger RNA, 204 nt
Organism: Fusarium sp. VM40
Lineage: Eukaryota; Fungi; Ascomycota; Sordariomycetes; Hypocreales; Nectriaceae
Source: the annotation of a GenBank genome assembly
AUGCCAGGCGUUUCUAGCACCGAAAAGCCUCAUUCUCCUUCAGGUACGGCGACUGCGAAGGCUAUCCAUGACGAGAACUUGCACGAGCAAGUAGUGGUAGUUCGCGCGGGCAAGCGCAAAUCUGACAGCCCUCUACAGCCACCUUCGAUGACAUCAGUGUGGCCAAAAAAGAUAAAGGAAGCCAGAGAGGAAGUUACAGAGUGA